This is a messenger RNA of Prunus dulcis (almond), 627 nucleotides long. RefSeq lists its product as uncharacterized. The record is from RefSeq and is a predicted model, not a curated record. Bases 1 to 627 code for a protein of 208 amino acids. The transcript has a single exon. Lineage: Eukaryota; Viridiplantae; Streptophyta; Magnoliopsida; Rosales; Rosaceae.
AUGUUCUUCUUUCAGCCCUUCUCCAAAACAAAAAUUGACCUUCCAGGAUGCCCUUUCUCGGAGCUCUCUGAUCAUGUUGCAGCAUUUUCGUGUGCUCCAACUUCCUGGGCUUGUGAGGUUUGUGUUAUAAACCGCGUCAAUGGUUAUGAACUGAAGCUGCAUUUACUUCGCCGCGGAGACAAGGAAUGGUUCCAACGCGACAUUCCUUGUUCAGGAAUCGAUACAAUCAAAUGCGCUGCUUGCAGGACUGAUCAACAAGAAUUCUACUUUUUCGACAAUACAGACCGGUUGUUCAUCGUAUUUACUGAUCAUAACCUAGUGGGCUGGAGGUUUUUCAGAUGGUCUCCUGUGGAUCCCACGGGACCCCAGCCAAAAUUCUUUGUUAGCAAGAGUUAUUUCAUGAACACUGACAUGAAGAAGAAGCUGGGGUUGGCAAUGGCAAAUCAUGAGGCUGUUUCGUUUUCUACUUGUGGGACACAAAGGAAGUCAGGUGGCAAGGAUAGUUUCGUUUACAAUGAGAGCAUAUCUUGCAACCGCCGUAUUGAAGAAUCCAAGAGCCGUCAACUCAGAGGGGUAUGGAUCUACCCAAAAUUCUACCGAGUCCCUCCAAAAGAAGAGACUUGGUGA